AUGGAAACGCUGCGGGUCGAGGCUGAGGCCAAGCGAGAGGCUGCUGUGAAGGGAUUGCAGGAAACAAUCUCAGAUCUACAAGAAGAGGUCAAGACACUGCGUGAGGCCGUGGAUGGCUCUAGCCCCGAGAUUUUCCAAGCCCAAGCCACCACAAAUCCGGGGUCCAUCAUGCGCUGGGAAGUGGUGGGGCCGGCCGUAGAAGGCUUCAACAUAGUCGAUGGGGUCAUUCGCGAUCUGAACCCGGGCAUGUAUCAAGUGGUGGCGAUUUUAAACUGCGUCUCGCAUGGCCACCAGGCCACCAGACCCAACUGA
Phytophthora sojae is the source of this 312-nucleotide messenger RNA. RefSeq lists its product as hypothetical. The record is from RefSeq and is a predicted model, not a curated record. The transcript has a single exon. Lineage: Eukaryota; Oomycota; Peronosporomycetes; Peronosporales; Peronosporaceae. Bases 1 to 312 code for a protein of 103 amino acids.